AUGGCAAAAAUAUUACCGGAGAAGAGUUCAAAUAAUGUUGCCGUUGUUACUGGUGGUAGUGGUGGGCUUGGGUUUCAGUUGGCACUAUCAUUGGCUAGCUAUUAUGUUACGGUAAUUUGUUUAGACAUGUUUAUCCCAGUUAUCCAAAAUUAUGAAAAUAUCAAUUUUUACAAAUGUGACAUUAGUAAUUUUGAAGAGGUCAAAAAGAUGAAACAGUGUAUUAAUCAGAGGUAUGGAACAGUAAAUAUUUUAGUAAACAAUGCAGGUAUUACAGAAAUAAGUGAAUUAGUUAAUGUUCCUGAAUUACGUAUACACACUGUUUUACAAGUUAAUUUAAUUGGGCCAUGUAUUACGACGCAAAUAUUUUUGAACGAUAUUCUUCAAUCAAAGAAAGGUGCAAUAAUAAAUAUAUCUUCAGUACUCGGAAUAAUUACACCGGCGAGAUUGACUUCCUAUGGGGCUUCAAAAUCUGGUUUGAUAUGUUUCCACAGAUGCCUUGAAAGGAAUUUACGAGCCAAUUUAGAGCUUCAAAGAUCAAAAAAUAAAAUUAAAAUGAUACUUGUAUGUCCUGGAAAAAUUCAAACAGAACUUUUUAUUAAUGUAAAGACACCAUCUUCACUCAUUGCCCCGGAUAUUGAUCCUAAAAAACUAGCUAACCAGGUUGUUAAGACUCUAUUCGAGUCUCCGUUACCUUUUGUUACUAUUAUGAUGCCAUAUUACUCUAAUUUAAUUCCAACAAUAAUGAAACUUAAUACCAGUUAUAUACAUAUAUUAAAAUAUUUAAGUGGAAUGAAUGCUGCUACAAAAAACCAAAAGUAA
Molecule: messenger RNA, 819 nt
Organism: Tetrapisispora phaffii CBS 4417
Lineage: Eukaryota; Fungi; Ascomycota; Saccharomycetes; Saccharomycetales; Saccharomycetaceae
Product: short-chain dehydrogenase/reductase
Exons: 1
Coding region: 1-819 (272 amino acids)
Molecular function (GO): oxidoreductase activity, acting on the CH-OH group of donors, NAD or NADP as acceptor
Source: RefSeq, a predicted model, not a curated record